AUCCCCUUCUCCCCCCUCCCUCACCUCCGUCCAUCCCAUUCCCUCUAUCCCCUUCUCCCCCCCUCUCUCACCUCCGUCCAUCCCAUUCCCACUAUCCCCUUCUUCCCCCCUCUCUCACCUCCGUCCAUCCCAUUCCCUCUAUCCCCUUCUCCCCCCUCUCUCACCUCCGUCCAUCCCAUUCCCACUAUCCCCUUCUUUCCCCCUCUCUCACCUCCGUCCAUCCCAUUCCCACUAUCCCCUUCUUCCCCCCUCUCUCACCUCCAUCCAUCCCAUUCCCACUAUCCCCUUCUCCCCCCUCUCUCACCUCCGUCCAUCCCAUUCCCUCCAUUAUGCACUCGUCCACCUCCAUUACGUCCCUCUUCUCCUUCACCAGUCCAGCGGUGAAGAGGCUGCUGGGAUGGAAACAGGGCGAUGAAGAGGAGAAGUGGGCGGAGAAGGCUGUGGACUCCCUGGUGAAGAAAGUAAAGAAGAAGAAAGGAGCAAUGGAGGAGCUGGAGAGAGCUCUCAGUUGCCCCGGAAAACCCAGUAAGUGUGUGACGAUCCCUCGGUCUCUGGACGGUCGUCUCCAGGUAUCCCAUCGUAAAGGUCUCCCCCACGUCAUCUACUGCAGAGUGUGGAGGUGGCCUGACCUACAGUCUCAUCAUGAACUCAAGGCCUUGGAGUGCUGCCAAUUCGCCUUCGGAUCCAAACAGAAAGACAUCUGUAUCAACCCCUACCACUACAGACGGGUAGAGACACCAGUGCUUCCCCCAGUGUUGGUCCCCCGCCACAGUGAGUUUAACCCCCAACACAGUCUACUGGCUAAGUUCCGGAAUGCCUCUCUCCACCACGAGCCACUGCUGCCACAGAACGCCACCUACCCGGACUCCUUCCUUCCUGUCCUAUGCCCCUCCUCCUCCCUAAACCAGCCCCCAACCCCCCGCAGCUUCCCUAACUCUCCCAGGAGAACAGGAGAGAAAGCCAGCCCGUACCACAUCACAGCAGAGACCCCCCCUCCCCCCUAUAACAUGAUGGAGACGGCCCCAACAGAGGACGUCAAACCUGGAGACCCCUCUAACACACACAAGCUCACCUUCUCAGCUCCACACAGAGACCUGCGGCCUGUCUGUUAUGAGGAGCCAGAGUACUGGUGUUCAGUGGCGUACUACGAGCUGAAUAACCGUGUCAGAGAGACGUUCCACGCCUCGUCCCGUAGCGUCCUGGUAGACGGCUUCACCGACCCCUCCAACAACAACAACCGCUUCUGUCUCGGCCUGCUGUCUAACGUCAACCGCAACUCAACCAUCGAACACACACGCAGGCACAUAGGAAAAGGUGUCCAUCUCUACUACGUUGGUGGUGAGGUGUAUGCCGAGUGUCUGAGUGACAGCAGUAUCUUCGUCCAGAGUCGUAACUGUAACUAUCAGCAUGGUUUCCAUGCCACCACCGUGUGUAAGAUCCCCAGCGGCUGUAGUCUGAAGAUCUUCAACAACCAGCUGUUCGCCGAGCUCCUCUCUCAGUCCGUCAACCACGGCUUCGAGGUGGUCUACGAACUCACCAAGAUGUGUACUAUACGCAUGAGCUUCGUCAAGGGCUGGGGUGCAGAGUACCACCGUCAGGACGUCACCAGCACCCCCUGCUGGAUAGAGGUGCACCUGCACGGCCCUCUGCAAUGGCUGGACAAGGUCCUCACACAGAUGGGCUCUCCCCACAACCCCAUCUCCUCUGUGUCCUAACACACACAGCCCCAUCUCCUCUGUGUCCUAACACUCACAGCCCCAUCUCCUCUGUGUCCUAACACACACUCACAACCCCAUCUCCUCUGUGUCCUAACACACACAGCCCCAUCUCCUCUGUGUCCUAACACUCACAGCCCCAUCUCCUCUGUGUCCUAACACACACUCACAACUUCAUCUCCUCUGUGUCCUAACACACACAGCCCCAUAUCCUCUGUGUCCUAACACUCACAGCCCCAUCUCCUCUGUGUCCUAACACACACAACCCCGUCUCCUCUGUGUCCUAACACACACAACCCCGUCUCCUCACACACAGCCCAAUCUCUGUGUCCUAACACACACAACCCCGUCUCCUCACACACAGCCCAAUCUCUGUGUCCUAACACACAGCCCAAUCUCUGUGUCCUAACACACACAACCCCGUCUCCUCGCACACAGACCCAUCUCUGUGUCCUAACACACAGCCCAAUCUCUGUGUCCUAACACACACAACCCCGUCUCCUCACACACAGCCCCAUCUCCUCUGUGUCCUAACACACACAACCCCGUCUCCUCGCACACAGCCCCAUCUCUGUGUCCUAACACACAGCCCAAUCUCUGUGUCCUAACACACACAACCCCGUCUCCUCACACACAGCCCAAUCUCUGUGUCCUAACACACAGCCCAAUCUCUGUGUCCUAACACACACAACCCCGUCUCCUCGCACACAGCCCAAUCUCUGUGUCCUAACACACACAACCCCGUCUCCUCACACACAGCCCCAUCUCCUCUGUGUCCUAACACACACAACCCCGUCUCCUCUGUGUCCUAACACACAGCCCAAUCUCUGUGUCCUAACACACACAACCCCGUCUCCUCGCACACAGCCCCAUCUCUGUGUCCUAACACACAGCCCCAUCUCUGUGUCCUAACACACACAACCCCGUCUCCUCGCACACAGCCCCAUCUCUGUGUCCUAA
Messenger RNA from Oncorhynchus mykiss (rainbow trout), 2675 nucleotides. RefSeq names its product SMAD family member 9. Lineage: Eukaryota; Metazoa; Chordata; Actinopteri; Salmoniformes; Salmonidae. Gene Ontology annotation, cellular component: heteromeric SMAD protein complex. The record is from RefSeq and is a predicted model, not a curated record. Gene Ontology annotation, biological process: BMP signaling pathway; SMAD protein signal transduction; cell differentiation. Gene Ontology annotation, molecular function: DNA-binding transcription factor activity, RNA polymerase II-specific; I-SMAD binding; RNA polymerase II cis-regulatory region sequence-specific DNA binding.